Molecule: messenger RNA, 7452 nt
Organism: Mus caroli (Ryukyu mouse)
Lineage: Eukaryota; Metazoa; Chordata; Mammalia; Rodentia; Muridae
Gene: Ttc39c
Product: tetratricopeptide repeat domain 39C
Biological process (GO): otolith morphogenesis; cilium assembly
Molecular function (GO): protein binding
Source: RefSeq, a predicted model, not a curated record
UGACUCUCUGCCCCGCCUGCGCGCACCGGGUGGUCACUUCGCUUCCUGUGGCUGCUCUCUUCCCUGCUCCCCUUCGCUUCCCAGGGCUAUCUGCAGCCUUUGCCCUGCGCCUUGGCCCCAUCCUCCUCCCCACCCCAUCCCCCGCUGCGCUGACCCUUCCCUCCCUGUGACCGCAGUACGGCCUCACUUUCUGCCCUCCGAGGGGUGUCCAGUAUUUCUCCACUGCUUUCAAGCUGUCGCCUGGUCUCCCACCGCGCAUUGACUCAGGGGGCUGAUGCAUUAGAGGCAGCAGCGAGCCUGGCACUUGCAGGGUAGGGACUCAGGCUCGCGCGCUGUCCGGGCAGCCAGCCUUUGUGACCUGAGCACAGCCCACUGCACCCUUGCCAGGUCCUUGUGUGGCGCUCUCCUUUGUAUAUACCCCGACACUCCCGGUGCUUUUGUUAUUUAAAGACAGUGUAGUGUAUAGUCGCUCAGUAGAGGAACUUAAAACGUGUCAGCCCAAACUCUCAUCACCCAUCAUCCCUCUAAAAUCAAGAUGAGUUCUGAUGCCUUUCAAGAGAGCCGAUUUAUUAAGAAUUAUCUAGUAAGAAGAAAAUAGAGGGAUUUAAAAAAUACGGGAGAAUGGAAGGGGAAUCACGUGUGUUGCGUUAAUUUUUGUUUGCUUUUGAAAAUUAAGCUCAAGAUCUAAGCCCUGUUGUGAAAGAAGCCUUGGGAACUCAAAGCAUCCAGGUGUUCUGCUUCAGUAAGCAAGCUGGCUUACCUGUGAGUGCGGACUGGCGAUCCAAUGCCUGGUAGCUGUCCUCAACAUGUUUAAGGGCGGAUAGAUACCACAUAGUUUCUUCAGGCCCGUAGAUUGAAAUGAGCGGAUCCCAGUGUGAUGGGGUGUAGCUGUGAUGGAGAAAGAGUGUGUUGGUAAGUGAGGAAUGCUUAGGCUUUAAAGAAUGGUGGUUUCCACCAAGCCCAGUCACUGCACUCCCACUGCAAACCAGGUCUCUUACAACUAGGAACUUUCCACUAAGUCUGGUUUACUUUGUUGUUUUGUCUUUGAGACAUUGUGUGCAGUUUGUAGCUCAGGCUAGCCUUGCUCCUCUUAUCUCAGCCCCCUCAGGUCUAGAGUUACAGGCUUGAACUCCCACACCUUGGCCCUACAGCAUAUUUCCUUUUAAGUCAGCUUCUCACCUUGAGGGUCUGGAAAGAACAACUUAAGAAUGUCUUAUUUAAAACACACAGCACACACAUACAUUCACACGCUAUAUAAGUUUGAUUUAAGCUUCAUCAAAGGCUUUGAUGGAAGGUUUUUUAAAAGUUAAAUUAAAUAAUUAAUUAAUUAAAAUUUGUUAAGACAGGCUUUCACUAUGUAUCCUUGGCUGGCCUGGAACUAACCAUAUAGAUGAAGUGGCAAUGCUGUUGCCACUCUGAAGGCAGGAAACCUAGUCUUUAUCUCCCCGGUGAUCCUCAACCUGUGGGUCACAACCCCUUUGGCAAAACUGUCUCCAAAAAUAUUUAUAUUGCGAUUCAUAGUAGUAGCAACAUUAGAGUUAUGAGUUAGCAGUGGAAUUAAUUUUAUGGUUGGUGGUUAUCACAGCAUGAGGAAUUAAAGGGUCACAGCAUUAGAAAGGUGGAGAAGCACUGUCCAGGCCUAUGGGUUGUUAACAGAGGGCUGGUGCUCUGUGUAGAGCACAGAGAUGCAUCUUGAAUGGAAGUUUUUCUGUAGGGAAAAAGACCGGGCAGUGCGUAGCUUGGAGCUGUCUACUGCCUUUUCCAGUGGGAACCGAGAAUAAGGAAGAAAAAAUACUGUAAUGUGUUUGCUGUGAAGCACAAGUUCAUGCACAUUCCCUCAUCCCUUCUCACUGCUCUCCCCCAGCCAGCGAUGGAGACUCUGUCAUCCUCACGGUCCAACACCUUGUUCUAAGUCAGACUUUGAUCUCACUAGUCUUCUCUGUUGCUAAGUGUGUUCCAUAUUUGCAGUCGGCCCGUGGCCUUAUUUUCCAGCAUGGGUACAAAGCUGCUGUCGGGAUGGAGGGAGAGAAGACAGGAUGACUGACAGCAUUAUCCUAUCAGUUUUCCCUUGCUCCAUCUGCUGUGUUGGAAUGUGGAAAGACCUUGCAUUCCUCCCACCUCCCACAUACGUGCUGGGAAGCUCGGUUGCAUAGAGGAACGCCCAGGGACUGGCAACCCUCACCUGGGGUUCCAGUGCUAGCCCUGCCCUUUUGUGGAUGCAGAUGUUUCAGUUUCUCAAAAAACUGCUUCAUUGCCUGUAAACCAAAAGUAGUAGUAAUAGUACCCAUAGCACAGUGUGACUGUUUGUUAAACCUAACUGGAAGAGAGCAGGGACAGGGAUGUAGCUCAGUUGAGUUCUUGCCCUCUGUGCAUGAAGUCUUGGAUUCAAUUCCUGACACCACUUAAACUGGGUGUGGAGGUGACUGCAUACAAUUCCAGCAUGCUGGAGGGUGGGCAGAAGGAGCCGAAGCUUGAGGCUGGUUUUGGUUUACAUAGUGAAUGUGAUCCUGGAAUACAGGAGAGAGUCACUGUCUGUCUGACUGACUGUCUGUCUGUCUGUCUGUCUCCCUCUCUGUCUGUCUCUCCUCCCCCCCCCCCGCAGCCCCUAGUAUUAACAAGAAUCCAUGAAACUUGGCAUCACCUAUCACACAGUGAAAGCUGUGCUGUCUCAAUACUUGUUGCUUAGUUCAGCACAGGGCAGAAGGCCCCUUUUAUGUGGAUAGCUCUGAUAUAUGUAAUUUAAUUACUUCUGCUUUGCUUAUUUAUUUAGUGCAUAUGGAGGGUGCUGUCAGUAUCAUUCAUGUGGGACCUGGAGAUCGAGCUGAGUUCCUCGGGCUCGGUGACAAGCCCCUUUACCACCUGAGUCAUCUUGACAGUCUAGCUCUUCAUACUUCAUACUUCUAGCACUUCAUACACUACAUUUAAGGGCCAGAUGAUGUUUUAGGAAAUGGGCUGCUGGAAACUCAGCAUUGACAUCCUGACAGUGUUUGACUGUACCGUAUGGUUCAGCUCAUCCGCACUGGAGGGAAUGAGAUUCCUAGCGAUUUCCUUUUCAUUGUCUUCUGAGUGACUUGUGCUCCCUUUUCUGGUAAAAUACUCUCCUCAGAUGAACAAAGAAACACUGUGUAUCUAGCAUUAAAAGAACUUAUUUUUGGAGGUCAUUUUCUCAUGCUAUAUUAGGUUGAGGCAUUUCAUCAGCAAGUACUGCUUGAAAUGGCCCACCUCAUAGAAACUGCUCACAGUAAAAGACAUUCCAGAUAGUAUAACACAGAUGUUGUUCCUGUGAGGAUUAGAAAUGUCUGCACCGUAGAGACCGUCUCCUUAUAUGUCAACAAGACCCUGGUUGGAGGUUGCUCCUUCUGCAAAUGGCAGAACUCACGCAACGACAAGAUGCCUGUGGCUGGUGCUCAGCCACUGCCAGGCAUAGAGACCAGAACAGCUUUGUGCUGUGCUGUGAAUGUGGUUGUGUCUCUCUGUUCCAUUGAAGUUAAAGACCUGACUGUUGGAAGAAAAGGAACCUUUAGGAGAUGGUUAAAGACUUGGCACUUUUGAAAGGGGAACCUUUAGUAGGUGGGACCUAGUCAGAUGUUGUUAGGUUAUUGGGGGCUUGAGGUUACUUCUCGUGGUACUCUCUGGUAGUUCUGAAAAGUCUGUCACAAAAGGGUUAAGCCUUCUUCUACCCAUGGCAUAUGGCUCUUUUUUCCUAAAAGCAGCCAUCAUGUAUUACUGUGCACCCCACCCCCAGCUCCAGCCCCACCCCUUACUAUGGCAUCAACUGAUCCUGGACUUUGAACCUCCGUAGCACUGAGCUCAAGGAACAGUGUCAGGUAUUUUGUGAUAGUCAGAAAAAACUGGCUGGCUAAUGCCUUGGGACUUUGCAGCUUUGAGCCUGAGGCCAUGUUUAUAAGUUGAUGGUACUCCUGUUCCAGAGGUCAGUGCUCUUAUGCAACAGUCCACAAACUGAACUCGCGUUGGCUUCUGUGACAUGUUCAAAGCUUGGUGAAAGUGCAUGAGAGAGUAUCAGUGCUGUGCUGUGCACUGACUUCAGCAGCGAGGGGAGGAAACGGUCCCAGGUCACUGGAAUGUACACCAGCCAGUGUUGAGCCCAGCCAGAGGACAUUUUACAAAGGAGACACUGUCUGAACUUCAUGAUGAGGCAGGAGUAGUCCAGGGGAAGCAGAGGAGCUGAGGAAGCUGAGGAGAGAAAUCAUAGUCCACUAAUGAGUUUUGGAGCCAGCUUCGUCAGCUUUUUGAACGCCAUGAUGACAUUCGAGGAGGAGAAAAUGCAGUUGGCGUGCGAUGACUUAAAGACUACAGAGAAGCUGUGUGAGAGUGAAGAGGCUGGUGUAAUCGAAACAAUUAAGAAUAAAAUUAAGAAGAAUGUUGAUGCCCGGAAGUCCACCCCGUCCAUGGUCGAUCGACUUCAGAGGCAGAUCAUCAUCGCUGACUGCCAGGUUUACCUGGCAGUGCUCUCCUUUGUGAAACAAGAGUUGUCGGCCUACAUAAAAGGUGGGUGGAUCCUUAGGAAAGCCUGGAAGAUUUACAGUAAGUGCUAUGUGGACAUCAACGCCCUUCAGGAACUGUAUCAGAAGAAGCUGACAGAAGAGCCCUUGGCUUCUGAUGCUGCAAAUGAUAACCACAUUGUGGCCGAAGGGGUGACUGAGGAGUCCCUAAGCAGACUGAAAGGUGCUGUGAGCUUUGGAUAUGGCCUUUUCCACCUUUGCAUAUCCAUGGUGCCCCCAAACCUGCUCAAAAUCAUCAACCUGCUGGGCUUUCCUGGAGACCGCCUACAGGGCCUUUCGUCACUGACGUAUGCGAGCGAAAGUAAGGACAUGAAGGCCCCUUUAGCUACAUUAGCCCUGCUGUGGUACCACACUGUGGUCCGCCCAUUUUUUGCUUUGGACGGCAGUGACCACAAAGGGGGCUUGGAUGAAGCUAAGGCGAUUCUUCUCAGAAAGGCGCCUGCUUACCCCAACUCUUCCCUCUUCAUGUUCUUCAAGGGACGCAUCCAGCGCUUAGAGUGUCAAAUCAACAGUGCCUUGACUUCCUUCCACACUGCUCUGGAACUGGCUGUGGACCAGAGGGAGAUCCAGCACGUCUGUCUGUAUGAAAUUGGCUGGUGCAGCAUGAUUGAACUCAACUUCAAGGAUGCAUAUGAUUCCUUCGAGAGGCUGAAGAACGAGUCCCGGUGGUCCCAGUGCUACUACGCAUAUCUGACUGCAGUUUGUCAGGGAGCCACUGGUGAUGUGGAUGGGGCACACCUUGUUUUUAAAGAAGUCCAGAAGCUGUUCAAAAGGAAGAACAACCAGAUUGAACAGUUUUCUGUGAAAAAGGCUGAGCGAUUUCGGAAGCAAACCCCAACCAGAGCGCUGUGUGUGCUGGCCUCCAUUGAAGUGCUGUACUUGUGGAAAGCCCUUCCCAACUGUUCCUUCCCCAACCUGCAGAGAAUGAGUCAAGCUUGCCAUGAAGUGGACGAUUCAUCUGUCGUUGGAUUAAAGCACUUGCUCCUUGGUGCCAUACACAAAUGUCUAGGAAACUCACAAGAUGCUGUUCAGUUCUUCCAGCGAGCUGCUAGAGAUGAGCUAUGUCGUCAGAGUAACUCGUACGUCCAGCCAUAUGCCUGCUAUGAGCUUGGCUGUCUCCUACUGGACAGCGCAGAGACUGUGGGAAGAGGCAGAACUCUACUCCUUCAGGCAAAGGAGGAUUUUUCUGGCUACGACUUUGAAAACAGAUUGCACGUCCGCAUCCACGCUGCUCUGGCCUCCCUAAGGGAACUUGUUCCUCAGUGAUAAACUCCCAGUGGCCCCUCCGCCCCUCCACCCAGAGUCAGCACUAUGAAAGCUGAGGAGAAAACUCUCUUGAAGAUCAGCUUUUCUUCUGGAGACCACCUGGGCCAGGGAUGGGUUUCCUGGUGUCACUGACAUACUAAAGAUCCCUCUUUUAAACGUGUAGCUAAGGAGUAAUAAAGAUGUCCAUAACGAGAGCAAUGACCGACCUGGGAGAGGGUUAAGUGACCUUGUUCAAACUAUUUAGUUUUGUGAUUUAUUAUUUUUAAAUAAAAUCAAACUAAAUAUUCACCCUGUGACCUUGCAGGAGCGCCUACAUUAAGCAUAGAUCAGAGUGGGCUCAGUGAAAGCUGUACCCAAAAACUUAGAAACAGCACCACAAACAGCAUGCCUUCUGUGGUUAGAUAAAAAUUAAAGCGGUUUCUAGUGUUCUCCUUUAUACUGGAAAUACUCCUAUAGCGAUUAUGGCACAAACCUUCUAGGCUGGAUGGGGUGGCACAUGCCUUUAGUCCUAGCACACAGGAGGCAGAGGCAAGCAGUAUUUCUGAAUAAAAAUUCUUAUCCUUCUUUUGUGUACAGUGAGACUCAGGUACAGCAAUGGCAGCUGACAUUCUCCAGUUGCUCGCAUUUCAUGGGGCAGUGACUAGAAUGCAAACCUCAGGACCAUGAACCGAAUACUAUUUUUAUAUAAAACAUGUAGAUAGCCCGAAACUCCAUGCUUAGUGUAUAGAGAUCAAAUGCUAUGCAGCUUAAGUUUCGUCAUCAACAGUAUUUAUCCCCAGGGGCCACAUGAGCAUAGGGCCCAUCCAUGUCCCUGUCCCCAGUACCCACAUAAAAACAAAAAGUAGCUCGGCAUGCCCCCUCAGAUGCAGUCCUAGCGCUUGGCACACAGAGGCAGGAGGAUCCCUUGAGCUCCUCCUAACCCUGGGUCCACUGGCAAGCUAGUCUUGCUGAACAGUGAGCUGCAGACUUAGUGUGAGACCUGACCCUGACCUCUACAUACACUCCUACACACAUUCAUGCCUAGAUUGCAAAAGCUCUCAAAAUGGAGCCGACCAAACAGGAGCAGAGAAGAUAAGUCCACAAGCAUGUCCCUGCUGCCAGUCCUAGCCACGCAGCACCUAUAUUUUAGGAGUCCUGCUGUGAAAAUUACCAGCAGAUCAGCUUUUAACAACCCUUUAACACAGCAGUUCUCAACCUGUGGGUCACAACCCCUUUAGGGUUGGGUUGAGUGACCCUUUCACAAGGGGCACAUAAAAGACGUCCUGCAUAUCAGAUAUUUAUAUUACGAUUCAUUACAGAGCAAAAUUACAGUUAUGAAGUAGCAACGGAAUAAUUUUUUGUUUGGGGGUCAGUGUAACAUGAACUGUAUUAAAGGGUGGCAGCUUAAGGGAGGCUGAGAGCCACUGCACUAGCAGGCAUCUCACGGAGGCUGUAGUUCCAGAGUGUGGUUUGUGCCUGAUACUUUUUGAUGCUGAAGUAUCUGCAGGGCUGUGUGUUGCUGGAGUUUCACCAUUCCCUCUCAUGUCAGGUCGCUGACUAUUAAAGGGAAUCCACUGUUGCGGUUUAUCCCUUCAUUGCUGGGAUUUCCUGGUGGUUGGAUGGUCUUUGUGCUCAGUACUACACAGCUGUGGAUUUGAAUAAACACCUCAGUCACUUUUAAGAA